AGAGCUCAGACUGCUGCAGCUAGCUAGUCAUAUUCAGAGUAAGAGGUCGGUAGUUACAGACUUACAGGUAGGGUCGUUAUGCGGCGGUUGGGCUGCGUCGGCCUGCUGCUCCUGCUUGCCGUCCUGCUGGCCGCGCUCAGCCCCGUCGUAGUCGCCACCGCACGCAGAGAGAUGCUAACGGCGGCGAGCCGCGACGACGAAGGGCGAGGCCGUGCGGGAGCCGUGAACAGCUUAGGAAAUAAUGCGCCGGCAGCGGCGGCGCACGGUGGGGAAGAUGUGAUCGGGAGGAGGAAGGAUGAGGUGGUGGCGAGGAGCCAGAGCCACCGCCGUUUCAGGACCAGGAGGAUCCCUGCCUCGCAGUCGCAGGUUCAUUUCGGUGGCCGGAUACCCUUCACCGCCGACUACCACUCCGUCCACAGGCACCCGCCCACGCACAACUAGAACUAGCAGCUCGCUAUGUGCUUCAGUACUAAGCCCGUCUCUGAAUAUUUCUAAAUAGAUCUUCUUCAGUUCUUCUCUUUUAGCUUUUAUUAGGUUUGGAUCUUCAGUAGUGAUACAUACUACAUGUGCAACCUGUAUGUUAUGUUACUCUUCUUUUCCUUUUCUUUUUAGGUUUAGAACUUUAGAUCCUUAUUAGUAACGAUAUAUACUAGUAAUAUGCAAGGAGCAGUACGCUGGGGCCAUUUUGUCUGAACAUGCAGUCAGUGUGAGCUCUCCUGAAAAGGGUGCAUUGCUAAUGCUGACCUGACCAAUGUUCUCUUCGGCUUCCAUCUUUUGUAUGUCUGUACUGAGUACUGAC
Molecule: messenger RNA, 799 nt
Organism: Panicum hallii
Lineage: Eukaryota; Viridiplantae; Streptophyta; Magnoliopsida; Poales; Poaceae
Exons: 2
Coding region: 79-441 (120 amino acids)
Source: RefSeq, a predicted model, not a curated record